Messenger RNA from Dicentrarchus labrax (European seabass), 2990 nucleotides. RefSeq names its product zinc finger protein ZFP2-like. Gene Ontology annotation, molecular function: DNA-binding transcription factor activity; RNA polymerase II cis-regulatory region sequence-specific DNA binding. Lineage: Eukaryota; Metazoa; Chordata; Actinopteri; Moronidae. Bases 97 to 1263 code for a protein of 388 amino acids. The transcript has 3 exons. The record is from RefSeq and is a predicted model, not a curated record. Gene Ontology annotation, biological process: regulation of transcription by RNA polymerase II.
GUGUGACACCCACCGACAGUAAACAACACACUCUCUGGUAGCCGCGUGAAUAUAUUCAAUUAUCAGGGAGAAGAUCUUGUUGUUGGAGCGUUUCUAAUGAGUGACUUUAUGAAUGAAGCAACGAUGUGUUCAGUUGAGGCUUUGAGAGAGUUUGUGAACGAGCGACUAACUGCUGCUGCUGAAGAAAUAUUCCGAGUUUUUACUAAAACUAUCGUCGAGUACCAGAAAGAGAUCGACCGUCAGCGCACACUGCUGGACCUCGUGUGGAAACCUCAAGUAAAGUUACACAGGAUAGACCUCCUACAGCAACAUGUCUGUAACCAGAACCAGAACUCCAGUGUGGACCGAGAGGACCCAGACCCUCCACAGAUUAAAGAGGACCGAGAGGACCCAGACCCUCCACAGAUUAAAGAGGAACAGGAGGAACUCUGCAGCAGUCAGGAGGAAGAGCAGCUUGAACUGAAGCUGGAGACUGAAACCUUUAUGUUGAUUCCUGCUUAUGAGUUAAGUGACCCCAGUGAACCAGAACCAGAACCAGAGAGUGACCACCAGCUCCUCUAUAACAACGCUCAUGUAGCUGAGAGCCGAGACCAGAAUCAGGUCAAGCAUGAGGACUCAGGAUCAACUGGAAAUGUAGAGAAAAAAAUACUCCAGAAAAGUAAAAGUCACAAUAACAAAAUGUCCAAUUGUAACUCGUCUGACAUUCAACGUUAUACUGUUGCAGGUAAAAAGCCUUUACAAUGUGACACCUGUGGGAAAUAUUUCAAGUGCUUGUCAGCAUUGAAUGUACACCAGAGAAUGCACACCGGUGAGAAACCAUAUUCAUGCAACACCUGUGGGAAAAGGUACAGUCAGAUGUCCGUGUUGAAGGAUCACAUUAGAACGCACACGGGUGAGAAGCCGCAUAUUUGCCAGAUAUGUGGGAAAGGCUUCGGGCGUGGCAGUAACUUGAAAAUCCACGCGAGAAUCCACACUGGUGAGAAGCCGUAUGUUUGCAAGAUCUGCGGGAAAAGAUUUGGUUACACGUCAGUGCUGAAAACUCAUCUAAAAAUCCACACGCGUGGUCAUUUGGGAGGCUACGGUUCGGGAGGCAGAGCGGGUUUUCCAGCACUCAGAAGGCUGGCGAUUGGACCUCCGGCUCUGGCUCCCUCCACUGCGUGUCAGAGUGUCCUUGAGUCCGAAAUUGAACUCCAAAUUGCUGUGUCAUCGGCGUGUGGGGUAGUUUCUGUUCAGCCUUUGCGAUCAGUAGAUGAACGUGUGUGAAUUUGAAGCAUUUCAGCUUUGAAGACACACAUAUGAGGACACACACGAGUGUUUGGGAAGUCAUAUGAGAAGGCACGCACGUGAGAAGAUCUGCCGAUAAGAUACUUUUGAUGCCUCGUGUGUGAGAGGGUAUUUGUGGUCACACACACAGGAAAGACGUUUUUAAGAGACGAUUCAGUUCUGGUAGUGGUUGUAUUGUUGUGGUCAAAACUCACAAUAACUCACAGAUAAGAGGACACACUCAAUGAAAUACACUCCUGCAGUAACAACAUCUGUAUAACUGAAUGUAAAAUGUUUUAUUUAAAUAUGAUUUAGAUAUUUUAGUGUGACCGUUCCCUUUUGUGUAACUUUAUUUUUUAUAUUUCUGUUCUGCUGGUCAUAAUGUUUUGGCUGAUUGAUGUAUAUUUCUGUUGGCAACAGUAUUUAUUUAAAGCAGUCAGAAUCUCCCAAAUCUUUGUUUUCUCAAAGUGCACUGAUGUGGAUGACCGAUUGUGUGAAUCACACAAAUAUUUAUGACAUGAUAUUUAAGUCCAGCAUCUUGUGGUUUUUGUGGUUAUUGUCUCAACAGUUGUUGACUUAUGUCUGUUUAUGUGCCGACUCACGCCCCUUCUGAAGUUCAUUUGUCAAUAUCUUAUAAUAACUAAAUAAGAUGUCAACAAGCGUCAUACAACUACUGAUAAGCUUCGUCUGAUGAUGAUCCACAGAAGAUUUGGUAGAAAUCAGACCAUGAAGCUUUUUGUAGCUUGACUAACUGUCUUUCUAAAAAUAGAAAUGCAAAUUAGUAAAUCAGAGGUUAAACAUGUAAUCUGGGAAGAAACAACCAAAUGUGGCAAGAAAGAUGGAACAGAGAGGAGAAAGGGAGGCAUCUUCAUCAAAUGGGGUGGAGUGGACACAGGACAGAGGAAACAGUGAUGUCAGUGUUAAGAUUGGGACACUGUGCAAUAAACAAAACCCUGAAAAUGGAAGGGAAACAUCAGACAGGCUUAUGCGAGGGAAGAAGAGUCAGUGGGACAUGUAGUUUUGAGUUGUAGGAGGUAUGGGACAGAGAGAGAGAGAGAGAGAGGCUAGAGGGAUUACUGAGCAUGGAUAAGAGAGCACAGGUUGGGGUAUUUUUGGGGAUAUCUCCUUCCUUUGGGUUCCUGCUCAUGUAGAAUUUUGGCAAAACAAUAAAACGACAGCAAAUUACCACAAAUUACAAGUACCAUUAAGUAAAGCAGAAGUUCAAGAAUCAUAAAGGAUCGGAUAGACUAAACCUGGCAUGAAUACUGCCAAUGUGACACCGGAAGACAUCUUUAGAAUAUACAAAAACAUGUUGGCAUCUUCAUUGAUAGUCAGCACUGGUCUGAGAAUAGGACAUACAUUAAAUCAAUUGUAAUAAACCGUCUGUCAAACAUUUAUUAAUAGACUGCAGCAAACAUGAGGGAGGAUGAGGUCCUGGUUAUCGACAACCCCUCCCAUCCUCUAUGUGACACUGUGGCAGAGCAGAGAAGCUCCUUUAGCAACAGACUACUUCAUCUCCAUUGCACUAAGGAGAUCUUUUCUGCCUGCUGCAAUAAGACUACAACUCCUCCUCCAGCUGGAUCCAUCAGGGGAUGUUAAAAUCCCAAUAUUAUUAUUAUUUUAUGCUACAAUAUGUCAGAUUUUUAUUUAUAUCUUCCUACAGAUGUUUACUUAUUGUUUUUUUAUUCUCUGUUAUUUAUUUAUCCUAUUAAUAAAUCGUGACUUUA